AUGUCAAACGAAGAUGAUAAGGCAAUCCCAGUGCGGGUUGCCUUGCGAUGUCGUCCGUUGGUGACCAAGGAAAUCAGUGAGGGGUGCCAGUGCUGUCUCACAUUUGUGCCUGGAGAACCUCAGGUGAUUGUUGGCACAGAGAAGGCGUUCACCUAUGAUUAUGUGUUUGAUCCCACGGCUGAGCAAGAGGAAGUCUUUGGCACGGCAGUCUCACCCUUGCUGUGUGGACUUUUCAAAGGUUACCAUGCUACAGUACUUGCGUAUGGACAAACGGGAUCAGGGAAGACCUUUUCCAUGGGAGGGACUUACACAUCAGUUCAAGAGAAUGAACCUUCUGUUGGUGUCAUUCCAAGAGUAAUCAAAAGGAUCUUCCUGGAAAGGGAGAGGAAAGCAGAUUGUAAAUUCUCUUUGGCAGUAUCUUACUUAGAGAUAUAUAAUGAAGAGAUCCUGGACUUGCUUUCUGUAUCUAAAGAUAAACCUGCACUCAAUGUCCGGGAAGAUCCUAAAGAAGGUAUCAAGAUUGUGGGCUUGACUGAGAAGGAAGUGUUUUCUGCCAAUGAGAUGGUUGGCUGUCUGGAGCGUGGAAACUCAGCUCGCACUGUUGGUUCCACAGCAAUGAAUGCUGCUUCGUCACGUUCACAUGCCAUCUUCACCAUCACCCUGGAGCAGCACAGGGGAAAAGACAAAACUGACUCGGUUGUGUCAAAAUUACACCUUGUGGAUCUGGCUGGUUCUGAGAGGCAGAAGAAAACCAAAGCAGAGGGAGACCGUUUAAAAGAAGGAAUCAGCAUCAACCGAGGCCUUCUGUCUUUGGGUAACGUGAUCAGUGCCUUGGGGGAUGAAAGCAAGAAAGGCACAUUUGUUCCCUACAGAGACUCCAAGCUUACUCGCCUGUUGCAAGAUUCACUGGGAGGCAAUAGCCACACUUUGAUGAUUGCAUGCGUCAGCCCUGCAGACUCAAACAUCGAGGAGACCAUGAACACACUGCGGUACGCUGAUAGAGCUCGCAAGAUCAAAAACAAGCCUAUAGUCAACAUUGACCCCAGAGCUGCAGAAAUGAAGCUCUUGAAACAGCAGGUCCAAGAUUUGCAGGUGAUGCUGCUGCAUGCCCGUGGAGGUGUGGCACCAGUGCUCUCUGGAUUAGGGUCAGCUGAGAAUGUGACAGACAUCCUGGAGAGGAACCGCACCCUGCAGGAUGCGAACAACAAGCUGAGCAGGGAGCUCAGCGAGGCAGUCGGACAAACCGCUUUCAUGUUUGAGAAGAUCAUUAUGACGGAGCAAACAAAUGAAAAACUGCAAAGCAAACUUGAGCAACUGAGGCAACAUGCAGCAUGUACAGUCGAUCUCAAGAAAGUGUUGGAGAACCUGGAGGACCAGGAGUUGAAGGGCAAGGUGGAGGUGAUGAGGAACCUACAAGACAUCAUCUUGGAGCUCCAGGUACCCUCGCUGUGCCGGCAAUGCGCUGUCAAACAUUUAGACAUAGCAGUUUCAUAUCACAAUACAACGGUUCCUUGGACAUGUGACUCUCCUGAGGGCUUUACAACACACCAUGCUCUGCGCCAGGCCCAGAUGUCUAAAGAGCUGAUUGAGCUAAAUAAAGUGUUGGCUCUGAAGGAGGCCUUUAUCAAAAAAAUGUGCCAGAAUGAUAACCAGCUGAAACCGAUGCAAUCGGAGAACCAGAAAAAUGUACAAACUCUAGAGUCUUCAGUGGAUUCCCUGCAGAAAGAGAAGGAAGAGCUUAUCUUGGCACUACAAUCUGCAAAGAAAGACUCCAAUCAGGCUAAGCUAAGUGAACAGCGUAGGAAGAGGUUACAGGAGCUUGAAGGCCAACUUGUAGACAUGAAGAAGAAGCUAACUGACCAGUCCAAACUUCUGAAACUCAAGGAAUCGUCUGUUCGUAAUAUGGACAAGCUAAUGCAGGAGAUACAGGCGAUGAAAGGCCAACGUGUGCAGCUGAUGAGGCAAAUGAAGGAGGACUCUGAGAAAUUCAGACUUUGGAAGACUAAGAAGGACAAGGAGGUGCUCCAGCUCAAAGAGAAGGAUCGUAAACGUCAGUAUGAAUUGUUGAAACUUGAGAGGGAUUACCAGAAACAAGCCAAUGUCUUGCGUCGCAAAACUGAAGAGGCUGCAGCCGCAAACAAGCGUCUGAAAGAUGCCUUGCAGAAGAGAAUUGAGGUGGCAGAGAAACGAAAGGAUCCCCAGAACAGAGGAGUGGAAGGACCAGCCGCUAGAGUUAAGGCGUGGCUUCUAAAUGAGGUAGAGCUGCUCGUGAGUACAGAGGAGGCUCGGCGCCACCUGAAGGACCUGCUGGAUGACAGGAAGAUGCUGGCUCAGGAGAUCAACCAACUGAAAGAGCAAAUGGAGGCAGGGGAGCGACCAGCUGCCAAAAUCAGACGUCGCACCCUGAUCAUCUCUGAGCUGGAGAGCCAGGGGGGGGUGGGAACACCUCUGAAUAAACAGGUGGAGAACCUGGAGACAGAAAUGGGCCUCAGGAGUGCCCAGAUAGCGGAUCUUCAGCAGAAAGUUCUUGUUGCAGACAAUGAGGGCCGCUUGAAGCAACGCUGGGACAGCAUUACAAGCAUCGUGGAUGCCAAAAAUGCUCUUAAGGUCCUGAUGUCUGAAUUGGUGUCUGCUAAAACUGCAAAUGCCAGGCUGGAGAGUGACCUCAAACAAGAGAGCGGGAAUGUGCAGGAUUUAACAAAGAUGCUAGCUGAUGAGAGGAAUGUCAUGUCAACCAUGGACAUGGAACACCAGCAGCAGUUAGUGGAGCUGGAGCAGAGGCAUCAGGAAAAGGUCCUUUACCUCCUUAACCAAAUACAGAACAAGCCUGUUUGUGGAGAGCCCAUUGACGAAACAAAGCAGAAAGAUGAAAAGACAUCAAAAAGGGAGAAGGAGCUGUUACAACGCCUCAAAUUUCAGGAAGAAGAGCUUGAGAAGAUGCGGAACUUGAGUGAGCAAAACCAGAAACUCAUGGAUGAGAAUGAACAACAUAAACAAAAGCUAACACUUAUCCAGCUAGCAAGAGCGAAAAAAACACUGCCAUCCCCCAGCACUGAACAGAUUCUAGACGACUCAUUCGAGUAUGAGUGUGCUCCCCUAAAGCCGAAAGGGAGGCGCUUCACGACAGCCAAAGCGCCAUUUAAGAUGGCCAUCAAUGUGGAAGAGCUGAUCUCUGCGUCUGAGGAGGAUGAGAAUCAGGAAGAAGAGGAUGAAUGGCGUCCUCCUGAAAAAAACGACAAAUGCCGCAAGACUUCAAAGAAGUCAAAGACAACCGGGUGUGCCUGUAAGGGCCGCUGUAGCAACAAGCUGUGUAGGUGCCGUAAAGGGAAGAUGACAUGUGGGGAGAACUGCCAGUGUGAUCACGAGAAAUGUCGUAACUUGGAGACCGACAUGUCCAUUGAGAACUUGAAUAAGGUAGACAAUGGACCCAGAGAUUUGACAUCUUUACCACAAGACCCCACAGCCAUCAGCCCUGGCAACACCACGUUCUUUAAACCACCAUCUUGUACGCCCACUAACAAGGUGCUCAAGGAAAUUGGCGACAUGGGACACACCUCAGCAGACCUAAAGCUAGACAGGAAACCUGUCUUCACAGAAGAGAGUGAUGAGGAGGAGAAUGAGGAAGACAUAAGCACAGUCAGCUUGUUAAGGAAGAAGAAAAGAAUUCUCACAAGUUUUCAAAACAGUUUCUUCUCUGGGUGCACACCAAUCCGUGAAGAAUCUUGAAGCUGGACAAAGACCAGGCUAACUGAUUGAGGUUUCUGUUUAUAUGGUGAUAGGAUCAUCGCCAAAGAGCAUAACACUGUUGAAUUUCCACCAACAAAAUGAAACAGUUUUAGCCAGCAAAUCAACUGUUGAACACUUACAAAACUAUUUAAUAAACGUCAUUAACAAUGGUCUGUCAUCACCAUUAGGAAAGAUCCCAGGGGGGCAUACCCUUUUGGCGUUACCACGAAUGUUAUUAUUUUAGACAUUAAUAAAUUCUUACUUACCGUUCUUGUUUUUAAAUGAUAAAGAAAUUAGUUUGUUUAACCCUGCACAACUUUUCUUCGCACCGUAAAUUUUGCAGGGUAUAAUUUAUUGAUUAAUCUCUGAUUCACAUCUACCCCCCGUUUGCUGUUGCUGAGAGGCAAUGGGUCUGUCAAGCAAUUUCCCACUGAAUUAAAAUCAAAUCUGGAAGUGUCACUGUUAAUUUGAUAAUGAAUUAAAGAUGUAGUCUGAGAAGAUUCAGAGUUUAGUACUGAGUAACAAUGAGAUGAGUGUCUUGUAUAGUAUUUUAGUAAUAUGCCACCAAUGCUUUUUUGUAAAUCCCCAGAACUGAGAACAGGAAUGGGGUAGUGGUCAAAACAUCAUUUAAUAAAUAAAUGAA
Lampris incognitus (smalleye Pacific opah) is the source of this 4369-nucleotide messenger RNA. RefSeq names its product kinesin family member 4 (gene kif4). Gene Ontology annotation, molecular function: microtubule binding; ATP binding; microtubule motor activity. Gene Ontology annotation, biological process: mitotic spindle organization; microtubule-based movement. Bases 1 to 3726 code for a protein of 1241 amino acids. The record is from RefSeq and is a predicted model, not a curated record. The transcript has 30 exons. Lineage: Eukaryota; Metazoa; Chordata; Actinopteri; Lampriformes; Lampridae.